Molecule: messenger RNA, 2385 nt
Organism: Spizellomyces punctatus DAOM BR117
Lineage: Eukaryota; Fungi; Chytridiomycota; Chytridiomycetes; Spizellomycetales; Spizellomycetaceae
Product: atypical/ABC1/ABC1-C protein kinase
Exons: 5
Coding region: 263-2323 (686 amino acids)
Cellular component (GO): mitochondrion
Source: RefSeq, a predicted model, not a curated record
GAGACAUGAUGGAAAGCAAUUGCGACGAGGAAAAUAUCAGAAUACCUUGAAAUUUAUUUCCGACGUUUUACGUUACUCUAUAUUUUGGUUCAUUAUCUGGUCGUUUUCUACCAGUAGGCCCAGAGGGUUUGGAAAGUCAUCACGUCAUCGGGUGAGUCAUUCCGAGAUCCGAGACAUCGCGCUCGUGUAAAGCUGUAAGAAGUUUUGCGACUUUGGGUAGAUUGGACCUUGGAACUUGUCGAGAUUUAGACGCACAAGCGGCAUGCUAGUACCUUUCUCUACCACAUUAUCACUUGCUCGCACUCCCUUACGUAUAUCUUGCGUUCAACGUAAUGUUCGCACUGCAGUUUUCGGUCGCAAGUUGACAAACUUUGGUGCUCGAAAUUGCCGUCCCAAGACGGGAAGUGAACGCAAACAAGAUAACAACUGGCGACAGUGGUAUUCACGAGCCGGAAACCGGUCUUCACGAUCUGGGAGCCAUGGUUUCUCUCGAGGUCAUUGGAUACCUGCCUUUAGAUGGGUGCUUGUAGGAAGUGUACCCAUUCUUCAAGUGUCGAGUCCUACAACAGCGAACUCUCUUUUGCCACGGUCGCCGACCUUCACCCAACCCCAAGCGAAAGCACAUGUUCUAUCCAGAAGAGAGAGCAGGCUGCUAAAGGAUGACUUGCUUGAUCUCGUCGAUGGUGCUAUAUCCGCAAUUGUUACCGUUUUUCGCUUGUCGUGGCGCUUCGUGCAACUAGCCUUACUUUUUGGACCUGUGAUUGUAACGUUUCCAGUGUGGUACUUGUGUGAACGACAUACUUUAAAGCUGGGAUUGACACCGCGUUUGUGGUGGGUUCGCUUCUUGGUGUGGAGUUUUGAAGUUAGUGGUCCUACGUUUACGAAGUUAGGACAAUGGGCUAGCUCGCGUGCCGAUCUAUUCCCUCCGUACGUAUGCGCCAUUCUCUCGCGCCUGCAAUCGCAGGUUACUCCACAUUCUUUAGCACAAACGCGGAAAGCUAUCAGGAAGGAAUUUGGAAUGGACUUAAUGGAGCUCUUUGAAGAAUUUGAUGAGAAGCCGAUUGGGGUUGGGGCGAUCGCUCAGGUUUAUCGCGCCCAACUCCGGCCGUCUACGGCGACACAAGCUUGUUCAACACUUCAUUGCGCGGUCAAGGUUCUCCACCCGGGUGUUGAUUUCAUGAUCCAUGCGGACCUAACCAUCAUGCAGGCUGUGGCGUCAAUCAUCAACCUAUUACCCGAUGCCGAAUGGCUGUCACUUCCAGAGGAGGUCGCCAUGUUUGGAAGUAUGAUGCGGGAGCAGCUAGACUUGCGGCAUGAGGCUAGAAACCUGGACAGAUUUUCAAAUAAUUUCAAAGACCGCCCUGAAGUUGGAUUUCCAAAACCUAUCACCUCCCUUGUGCGGAAAACUGUCCUUGUGGAGGAAUACGUCGAUGCAAUACCGAUGAGCAAGUUUUUGACGUAUGGACAUACGCCAUUCGACCAUGAUUUGGCGAAGAUCGGGCUGGAUUCUUUCCUGAAAAUGCUGGUGCUGGAUAAUUUCGUACAUGCAGAUCUUCAUCCUGGGAACAUUUUUGUAACAUUUCGUCAUGUGACAUCCCGUACAUGGCAGAGUUUGUUCAGACGGACGGGAGUGAGCGAUGCCCCGGAAGACAUGAUCUCAGCAGCUGAAAUUGCCAGACUGGUUGCGCUGACGCCUGCAGAAUGGCCCGUUGCAAUGGAACGAUUGGCCCGCGAAAGAUACCAGCCGCGUCUUGUUUUCCUUGAUGCAGGGCUGGUGUCUGAACUAUCGCCAGAGAAUUUGCGAAACUUCCUUGAUCUAUUUCGUGCCGUUGCAGAGUUCGAUGGUACUCGCGUCGCCAAACUCAUGAUCGAGCGGUCGCGCACUCCGCAUACAGUCAUUGACCCCGAAGGGUUCGAAAGGACCAUGGCUGACUUUCUAAAUGAAGUGAAACGGGAGACAUUGAAGCUUGGUAACAUCAAAGUAGGAGAUAUUCUUGCAAAGGUCUUCACCAUGGUGCGAACACAUCAUAUCAAAAUUGAAGGUGACUUUGCCAACGUUGGGGUCAGCAUCAUGCUAUUAGAGGGAAUGGGGAGAAGACUAGAUCCGGAUAUUGAUCUCUUGAAGGAAGCCUUACCUAUCCUAAGGCAAGCCGCCCGGGAAGGAAAGGGUGGUGCCUAUCAAAAGAGUGCCCUUCGCGAGUUAGGCAGUGGUAAGACAUACUGGAAAGUAUGGGUCUACCAUACAGUCAAGCCACUGCUCCUGGCAGCGGAAGUGGUCAACAUACCUAUAUAUGAGAAGGCAAGGAUAUACUUCCCCGAGUAGAGAAAGUUUAUUUAUGAUACAUUACAUACAUUAGCAACAAGAGGUUAUUUACAAUUGAUGGA